AAUCGCGGCUUUUGUUGUGGUGUGGACUAGUCUCUUUCUCUCUCCACCAAGAUUACUAUUAACUAUAGCUCCUCGGACUCGAACACAUCUCAUCUCAGAGAUCGAAGCAGAGAAAUUCCGAUCAUGGCGUUAGCUUCUCGUCUCUUAUCGAGAUCCAGACAGAUAGUUUUACGACAGGAGCAUGGUGUUCCAGUUCGCUGCUUUGCCAAGGAAGCUGCACCCCCAGUCCUCAAGGGAGAUGAGAUGUUGAGGAACAUAUUUGUUGAGGUAAAGAGUAAAUUUGAGACAGCCCUUGGGAUUCUUCGUAAAGAGAAGAUCACCAUAGAUCCAGACGAUGCUGCUGCAGUGACUCAAUAUGCAAAAGUCAUGAAGACUAUUAGGGAAAAAGCAGACUUGUUCUCAGAGUCCCAACGAAUUCAGUAUACCAUUCAGACUCGGACUAAGGAUAUUCCAGAUGCUCGGACAUAUCUGCUCACAUUAAAGGAGAUAAGAGUCAAGAGAGGCCUCACUGAUGAACUUGGUGCCGAGGCUAUGAUGAUCGAUGCCCUGGAGAAAGUUGAGAAAGAAAUCAAGCAACCACUUAUGAGGUCUGACAAGAAGGGAAUGGCUCUUCUUAUGGCUGAGUUCGAUAAAAUCAAUAAGAAGCUUGGCGUUCGAAAGGAGGAUUUACCUAAAUAUGAGGAAGCGUUGGAACAUAAAAUUGCACAAGCUCAGUUAGAAGAGCUGAAGAAGGAUGCUCUUGAAGCAAUGGAAACUCAGAAAAAACGGGAGGAGUUCAAAGAUGAGAAGAUGAUUGAUGUGAAGUCGUUGGACAUCCGGAACUUCAUCUGAAGUGAACGACUCCACUCACUGUUUACUGUGUUUAAAGUUUCUUGUUUUACUUUGUGGGGGAGAAUUUUUGCCACAUUUGUUCGGCUAGAAAGCUUGGGGCUCCACAAACUGAGAGGAUGGUCCAAUUACUUCAUGGUUUUCCCCCCGGAAUAAGAUAUAUCUCAAUUGGAGAGUUGAAAAUAGUGAAUUGAUGAGAAAUUAAUUGCAUUGUUUUUAUUUCCA
Molecule: messenger RNA, 1053 nt
Organism: Macadamia integrifolia
Lineage: Eukaryota; Viridiplantae; Streptophyta; Magnoliopsida; Proteales; Proteaceae
Product: probable ATP synthase 24 kDa subunit, mitochondrial
Exons: 7
Coding region: 124-831 (235 amino acids)
Biological process (GO): pollen development
Source: RefSeq, a predicted model, not a curated record